This is a messenger RNA of Neoarius graeffei (lesser salmon catfish), 2654 nucleotides long. RefSeq lists its product as uncharacterized. The record is from RefSeq and is a predicted model, not a curated record. Bases 133 to 1989 code for a protein of 618 amino acids. Gene Ontology annotation, molecular function: metal ion binding; protein binding; RNA binding. NCBI's taxonomy places the organism in Eukaryota, Metazoa, Chordata, Actinopteri, Siluriformes, Ariidae. The transcript has 18 exons.
UUGAGGUUAAGGUGUGAGCUGGCAGGAAGAAGUAUACACGUAGCGCGCUUCUAAUGCUGGGAUAGAAUAAACAGUUAAAUAAUAGAUUUAGCAUAAUUCUGUACAUAUAUAUAUAUAAACAUACAAUAUAAAAUGUCUAAUCGUAAUGGCUUUGGACCGGGUUACUUCCGUAUGCUUGAGAACACACGACUGAUGCAGGCCCACGAGGCUAUGGUCGACUUGAUCAAAGGAAACACUCCACAAUACGAUAUUUUAUUUAAUACCCUGGGAUAUGGUAGUGGACUCGGUCUUGAUUCCCCUGAUGAUUUGGAAGCUUAUGAGGAUUUGACUGAUGAUGAUGAGGAUGAUGAAUAUGGCAGGCGAAACAAUAGAUAUUGUGGCUUUACUCAAAACUUUCUAGAUAAAAGGGGUUCCCAACAGCUGCCUGCAAUAAGACAUUAUAAAUCAGCCAGAUGCAUCACACCUGAGGAGGCUGCUAAAAAUGCUAAAGAACUUGUAGCUGAAGAGGAAAAACUUAAGAAAAAAGCAGAAAAGAAAAAACAGAAGAAAAUGAGGCAGCGAGAGAGACGUCGACUAGAAAAAUUAGAAAAGGAAAAUGGGAAUAAAGAUAGUGCCAAACAGGAUGCUGCUGCUGUUCCAGUUAAAUCUAAGCCUACAGAAAAAGAGUGUGAAAAUAGGAAAAAAAGAAAUAACAGUGUACCUCCUCACCCUGACCCACAGUGCGACUCGGUAGCCCCAGAGAGCAGUGACAGUUGUGAUGAUAACGAUGAUGAUGAUCAAGAGAGCAUUGCUGAUGACUUAGAGCUUGAUAUGAAUAGCUGCUUUGUGACCAAUGCAGCAGCCAUCGCAAAGCGCAAACUUGAGCAGAAACCUGACAAGAAGGACAAAAAGGCUGAAAACUCCAAGAAACAUGAGACAGCACAAAAAAAUACAGCAGAGCCCAAGAUGAAGAAUGUUAAUGAAAAGGUGCCUUCAGCUUCAGAGGAACCAGUAAAGGACAAUGUUACAAAGAGCAUGGAGUUGGCAGUGAUGGGUAAUAAAUAUGCUCAAACAGGAAAUUUGGAUAUGGCUGUGAAGUAUUUUACUGAUGCAAUAAAGCACAAUCCUCAAGAAGUCAAGUUGUUUGGAAAUCGCUCCUUCUGUUAUGAGAAAAUGCAACAAUAUGAGAAGGCUUUAAUAGAUGCUGAUAUUGCUCUUUCUCUGAACCCCACGUGGAUUAAAGGACUCUACAGAAAAGGGAAAGCAUUAGUUGGGCUUAAGCGAUACUAUGAGGCUAGUUUGACCUAUAAGGAAGUUUUAAAGAUUGACAGCUCCUGUACUGAUGCUGCUCAAGAGCUCAUGAGGGUACAAAUAAUGCAGUUAAUGGAUAUGGGAUACACUAGAGAACAAAGUUCAAAUGCUCUGAUCAUACAUGGAACAGUAGAAAAAGCUUUAGAAGCUCUCUCUGGUUUACACGGUAAUAUGGCAGCUGCACAGUUGCAGGUUGAAGAAGUAAGAGUUUAUCCAGAGAGAAAUACUCAGCCUGUGAAAGUCCCACUCGGACCAGUCCCCCAGAACCCACCUAAAGUCAGUACAGCUGUACCAGCUACCAUAGAGCUGUUUCCAGUCUGGGUUGGGGAUCUAGUGCCUGCUAUAUCAGAAUUAAAACUCCAUGAGCUCUUCAGCAAUUUUGGGCCAGUCCAUAGUGUAAAAUUAUUGUCCGCAAGACGCUGUGCUUUUGUCAACUACAUCAACAAAGAGGACUGUGAGAGAGCUAUCCGAGAAAUGAAUGGUUUUCGUAUAGCUGAAACUUGUCUUGUAGUUCGUUACCCUGACAGAAUCCACACACACCUUGGUGUAUCCAAAGCUGCAACAACAGAUACAGGAAAAGUAAAUAAGUUUCCUGAUGAGUGUUAUUUCUGGAGGACAACAGGCUGUAUCAAGAAUAAUCGGUGCUCCUACAGACAUGUCCCAGAACACAAGGGCAUUGAUCGACCAAAAUUCAAGUGAUAGGAGGACAUAGAAUUGCUAACCGGGAGAUUGAUAUUAAUCCAAAUGUUUCCCAUGUCACAUUUAUCUGACAAUGGUCAUUAAUCAACAAAUGAACCAAAUAAAUGGCAGUAUACACAGUUAUAAUCACUGUAACAGAAGAUUAACUGACAGAAAUCAGGUUAUGAUCCUUGUAGUUAGUUUACUUCACUUAAAAGGUAAAAAUUCCUGUAUUAACUACAACCAUUAUUUCUACAAAAGGUUCGUUUUACUAUUUUUACUUCUAUGUCUAAAUCCAGGAAGUAUUGGGACUUGGUUGAUCCAAAGUAGAAAAUUUUAGCUGUUUUCCUUGCACAUCAAAAAGUAUUUUAUUUACUUGAUUUCUAGAACUUGCAGGUUUAUUACUACUCCUUAUAUGGACAAUUUUUUUUUAAUAAAGUGUAAUAAACAUUACAUAAUGGUUUGCUUUAUGUCCUCCUUCUCAGACCUUGUCUUUAUGGUUGCACACAUUACGUUCUGUGUAAUUACAAGUUUGUAAUAUAGCUGUCUCCACAUGAUCGCUUUUAUUCCCCAUUUUCCCCCAAAGACGCACAGUCUUAUCUUGUUCCUUUAUUUCUUAAAUCAGUCUUGUGGUAGAUUCCAGUUCAUUGUUUUUUUGCUGUUAAAGGUACAAGAUUUGAUAGUAU